Aspergillus thermomutatus is the source of this 1497-nucleotide messenger RNA. RefSeq lists its product as uncharacterized. Gene Ontology annotation, cellular component: plasma membrane. Gene Ontology annotation, biological process: transmembrane transport. The transcript is spliced from 8 exons. The coding region runs from base 1 to 1497 and encodes 498 amino acids. Lineage: Eukaryota; Fungi; Ascomycota; Eurotiomycetes; Eurotiales; Aspergillaceae. The record is from RefSeq and is a predicted model, not a curated record. Gene Ontology annotation, molecular function: transmembrane transporter activity.
AUGGGAGUAAUCACAGAGAAAGAAUCUGCCCCGAAUGGCGACGAGGGGUCGCUCGAUACGUCGCCAAAAACCAUCGAUGAGCGGAAGUUGAUGGCCAAAAUCGAUUGGCAUGUCAUUCCAUGUUUGUGUGUCAUGUACCUGCUGGCAUUUUUGGAUCGUGUUAACAUCAGUAAUGCCGCGAUUCUGGGGUUGAAGGAAGAUUUGCACCUCCAGACAGGGACAAAAUACAACACUGCAUUGACCAUUUUCUUCAUUCCUUAUAUCAUCUUUGAAAUUCCGUCGAAUAUCCUGCUGAAGAAACUGAAGCCUCAUGUGUGGUUGUCAUUAUGCAUGUUCGGCUUCGGUCUGGUCACAGUCUGUCAAGGCCUCGUGUCAAACUGGGGCGGAUUAAUGACGACUCGCUGGUUCCUCGGCGUGUUCGAGACAGGUUUCUAUCUCAUGGGCAUGUGGUACAAGCGCAGCGAAGCUCAAAAGCGCUUCAGCUUCUUCUUCAGCUCAACAACUCUCGCCGGUGCGUUCGGCGGUUUGCUUGCAAGCGGCAUCGGAAAAAUGGAUGGGCUGCGUGGCUACGGCGGCUGGCGCUGGGUGUUUAUCAUCGAGGGCGUGAUCACCUGCCUGGUCGCGAUGAUCUGCUUUUUCAUCAUCCCGGGUUUUCCUGAGGAUGCAAAGUGGCUGAGUGAGGAGGAGAGAGAGUUCAUCCGUACCAAACUGGCGGAUGAUGUGGGCAAAGCUGCCAGACAUGCGAGCAUUGGAUGGCGCGAUGUUCUGGCUGUUUUCAAGGAUUACAAGGUCUUUAUCGGUGGAUGGAUGUACUUUGGACAAGUCGUCACUGCUUAUGGUACGGAUGCACAUGUUCUACUCUUGAGCGGGAUACUGACGACAGAAGGAUAUGCCUAUUUUGCUCCUACGAUCAUCAAAACCUACGGCUACGAUGCCAUCAAAACACAGCUCUACUCCAUCCCACCAUGGGCUGCGGCCUUUGGCUUCUCCAUGGUCAUCGCUUUUUUGUCUGACAAAUUCCGCCACCGGUUUAUCUUCGCCAUCAUCCCGAUGCUCAUCGCCAUGGCCGGGUAUGGCAUCCUUCUCAACGUCCACGACCAUCACCACAUACAAUACGGCGCCUUGUUCCUCGUCACGAGCGGCUGCUACAGUGCGAUGCCGGUGCUAGUCUGCUGGUUCUCGAUGAACCUGGGUGGUCAUCGUCGCCGAAGCGUAGGGACGGCGUGGCAGAUUGGGUUCGGAAAUAUCGGCGGAAUCAUCUCCACCUACUCCUUUCUCGCUAAAGACGCCCCUGUCUACCGUAACGGGUACAUCAUCAGUUUGUCCUUCCUCUGUUUCUCGGCCGCCAUGGCCAUCGUCUACUUCUUGGCGGUUCUGUACGAUAACAAGAAGCGCGAUCGGGCCAUUGCCAGCGGAACAAUUGACCUGCAGGCGUUGCCGGAAGAGGAGUUGGAGUAUAUGGGGGAUAUGGCACCGACAUAUCGCUAUGCUUACUGA